GGCAAACUGAACCGUGGGCACCUGCUGCAGCAGAGUGGAGCGUGAGGAAGAUGGCUGCAAGACUGAUGCAUUUGCGUGACUGGCGAGAAUAUUCGCUCAGCAUUUACAGAAUGAAUUUUCGUUCAGCGUUUACUGCCAGCGAACAUUCGAAAAAUUUGCGGACACUCCGUUAACCUGUCCCAGUAUGCGCUGACAUAAUUGUUUGAAACCAUUUUAGUUGCGACAACGGACAUUGAAGCUCACAUCGCUAGGUGUUUAUUUUUGCAUUUAGGGUCUUGAGGCAACCGGGAACGCUAGGAAUCUCGCCAAAAUUACGACGGGAAUUAAAUACUGCUUCCUGUCUCCCAGCAACGGGAGCGACCACCGACUGCCCAUGAUGUCCCAUGCCAAGGAGCGACUUAAAGGCGGAAAGGAGACCAAGGACAGCGUCACUCUGCUGCCGUGCUUUUAUUUUGUAGAGCUCCCUAUCCUGGCCUCCUCUGUUAUUAGUCUUUACUUCUUGGAGCUGACAGACAUUUUCCAACCAGUGCAUUCUGGGUACAGUUGUAAUGAUCGCAGUCUAUCUCUUCCCUACAUUCCACUCAGACAGGAAGUCUGCCAACUGCCUCUGCUUUUCAGUUUGGCCUUUGCUGCUCCCACUGUUACUAUUCUAAUAGGAGAGGCCAUUCUUUAUUGCUAUUUGUCUAAGAAGUCAUCAACUACACGUACUGAGGCCAACAUCAAUGCAGCAGGCUGUAACUUCAAUUCCUACAUUCGCAGAGCUGUACGGUUCAUAGGUGUCCAUAUCUUUGGCCUAUGUGUGACAGCACUGAUAACUGACAUUCUUCAACUAUCUACUGGUCAGCACACCCCUUACUGGCUCGAUGUGUGCAAACCUAACCUGACCCACAUUAACAUCUCCACCUGCGAAGAAGCUUUUAUUCUGGAGGAUAUCUGUUCUGGACAGGACAUUGAAGUCAUAAUUGCUGGGAGAAAGUCUUUCCCAUCACAGCAUGCAACUCUGGCUGCCUUUGCUGCAGUCUACAUCUCAAUGUAUUUCAACACAGUGCUGACAGAUUCGGCAAAGCUGCUGAAGCCUCUCCUGGUGUUCUCCUUUGUCAUGCUGGCUAUUCUGGCUGGGUUAACCAGGAUUAUCCAGUUCAGAAACCACCCUGUUGAUGUCUACUGCGGAUGGUUAUUGGGAGCAGCCAUCGCUGUUUACCUGGGUGUGUAUGCCGUGGGGAAUUUCCAACCUAGUGAAGAUCAGUCAAGAAGUCGACCAUCUCCUCCCAUCUCGAGAGAGGCCCCCCUCUCCUCUUUACCCAAUGUCAGCCAAACAGCAGUCAGCAAUAGCCACCAAGGCCACCACACUCUAGCUCCAAGCCAACCAGAUCCAAUUAUCACAAGGACAUCCUCCCACACCUUAUCCCCUGCUCAAUCAAGACCCAUCCUAACCCGAAGCGCCUCCUACCGAGAGCCUUCUCUGGCCAAUGUAAAGAGAACGAGUGCUGAGGUAGAAGUCCUGGCUCCACCUAGUCCUCUAGGUGACAACAUGAUAACCUUUAGUAGCAGUACACUGCCAAGGUCCCACGGAGGCUCCUCGUUGGAGGAGGGUCGUGUUCCACGGCGUCACGCUUCAAUCCACGCUUCCAUGGAUUCAAAUCGAUCCAAACAGCUGCUCAGCCAGUGGAAGAAUAGGAAUGACAGUAGGAAGCUCUCCCUGCAGAUGAUAGAUGGAAUAAGACCAGCGUCUUCCUCAUCUCCACAGAGGAACAUGGAGCUACAGUGCUCUUUAGAGCCUUCUGCCAUGGGGCUGGAGGCAGAGCCGUAUGGUGGAAUCCACCUGCCCUCACUCACUGGCCAAGAGGCAGACCUACGUGCUGGGGCCCACAUCCCUGUUCAGUACAUGAAGCUAGCUGCUAGCUCUGUGCCUUUGGUCAGUCAUAAUAACAUGGCUCAUAAUGGUAACACUGGAAUGCCUGGAGGAGGGGUGAGAGUAUCUAUACAAUCCCGGCCUGGUUCCUCUCAGUUGGUUCACAUACCUGAAGAGGAAAACCCCAUCACCAAGGAUCAGGAGAGUGAGUCAGAGGACAGCAUUAUGGAUGGGGGCAACUCAGUCAGGGAAAAGUGGCUAAGAGUGGCAGAGAAGACUACCAUUCCUUGCAGGCCACUCAGUGCUGGAGGGCAGCCUCGUCUUAUGCAGGUGAUAGCCUUAUCAAAACAGCAGGGUCUGCUUCACUCUCCACGGUCAGAGGAUGGUGGUAGCACUGUCAGUUGCACAGGAUCAAUUAGGUAUCGAGCCCUAACAGAUCAGGACCCAUCACCACCUGCUUCCACCACUGGAGCAACAGGAGGAGGUGGAGGACUGGAACGAACUGGCAGCAUUGUUCGAGUUGAAGCUCAUCCAGAGUCCAGAUCCAACAAACCUGUGGUAAAACCUCCCAGCACUGAUGGAAGUGGGUCCUGGAGGUGGAAAACGCAGGAACAACGAGCAUCGCUCCAACAGUCAGCUUUCAACUUCAAUGACCUAAACAGACACACCGGCAGUUGUAGUUCACUAAGAAAUGGAGGUUCGAUGGAUGGACGGAGGAGUGUAAUAGGGACUGAAGCUGAAAGUGAAAGAGAAGGACAUGAAAGAGGAGGAAUAGUAGGUGGAGGUGUAUAUACAAACCACCCACAUGUUGUACACCCUGUACAUCCCUUGCACCCCAAUAAUUCCAGUCACUUACAAAACCCCAAUAUUGCAAGCCUUAACAGUGCUAACCCUAACUGUAACUAUACCCCCAACUCUAUUAACUCCCCUAUGCCCUUUACCCCAACUACCACUUUUGCUCCACCAUUCCACCCUCACCCUCAUGCUCUUACCACCAUCAGGGUCACACCUGUAGAAGGAACAGCAGCCAGCAGUGAUGGCGGCUCAGACUGCCAGUCUGUGGCCUCAUCAAGCCGAGAGUCCACCUUGAGGAGGAAGAGUGGGUCCAACAUCAAUUAUGUCCCUGAUCGAGGGCCCACACCCGAGCUUCAUAGCAAUCACUGCCAGAGCGACAAUGGUAACAGCAGCCGUUUCCAAGAAAACCUCAGAAGUUUUCAAGAAAACAUAGUCCUACCCAAUCAACCCAACCACCCCAACAGGCAGUUGCAAGGGUUAUUUGGCCGUCCAAGCCCAACCCCACCCCCAACCUUACCCCGUCCGAUCCUGACUCACACUCCACCUCCUACUAUUGGAUUGGCAUAUAAAGAGUGACAGGUUUAAUGUUGAGUCCAUCUAUUUUAACACAUGGUUAAAUUGCUCUAGCCAAAGUAAAAACUUAAAGACAACAUUGAGUAUUUAAAAAUCAGGCCUAAAAAAUGGGGAAAUUUGUUCCCCAUCUCGGGUCUCCCAAUUGGUAAUGGCAAAAAACACCUUUGUCCCAUUCACAACCUGUCAUGUGGCCGGUAGAGUAUACGGUGGGGUUAUUUAUUCUCCUCAUUAUCUACUCACACUGUAAAUGUGUAACCCUUAUCAAAAUUUAUUAUAAAUGGCUAAUGUCUAGCAAAAUGUUACUUUGGGAUGCCAACCAUUAAACGUACAAACAAAGUAAAAGAAACAUUUUUUGUAAAUCUAACAAAUUGAGUAAGUGCACUUGCUCCUAAAAGUCAAAGAUAUUGAACACAGCUGAACUUUUAACAUGCUUGAGCAUACUCAGUCUGGUCUAUAGGUCAGAAAAGAGGAUGGCUUUAGGAUAAUGAAUGUUCUCUGUCAUGUUGGGAAUUAGGUCAGCUAUGAAAGGGAUUCACUUUUUAUCACAAACACUUUUCACUUUACACAAUAUUUCAACAUAUAUUCUGUUUUUUCACAUUGCAAGCACAGUACCAUAUUGUUAUGUUAAUCUAAUCUAAGGUUAUGUAAUGUAAUCUAAGGUUAAUACAUGCUAUCGAAUGAAAACAGCAUUUAAAGCCCUGUGUUUGUUCACAAGAGUGGGUGACCAACGUGGACAGUUGAUUUGUCUGGGCUACAACAAGUUCUUUAUGGGCAAUAACAAUAUCCUUUUUAUGCUGGUGUAGUUUUUAUGUUGGCUAAGAUGGCAUGGGAUGGGGUAGAACAUGUCUGCUGUGUUUUAAUAAUGUGCAGUGAUGGAGUUUUCCUUACCAUACACAGCAGGCAUUUUAACGUUGAAUCAUAUUGGGGUUGAAUGACCAUUGGAUUAUGUGUUGAUCAACGUUGUUGGGCCAAUGUUGAUUCAACGUUGAUCAAAAUUUUUAAUGUUACAUCAUUUUCACAACAAUAACUGACAUUAUUUCAACGUUACUUUAAAAGUGUUUUGUUAACCUUUUUACAGCCAUUCGCAUUCAAUGUUGUUUCAAUGUUGCAUCAACGUCACAACAAAAACUGACAUUAUUUCAACCAUAUUUUAACAUUGAAGGUCGGUUGAAGGUCGGUUGUGUGCCUGCUGGGUACUGUAUACUCACAUUUGCAGGAACUGAAACAAACUGAAUAAGUUCUGACCAUAUUCACAAGUGUCACUUUCGUUAAAAGUAUAAGAAAGUUUGAAUUACAUAAAAUACAAUACAAUUUCAAAUAAUCUUUUAUUUAAGACACUAGCAAGUAAUUUUACAUAGAGGCAUAACAAAAUAAUUAUUACUUUACCGAAAAGGCUCCAUUAUCAUAAAUAUGCAACUGAAAAGGAAGUUACAAUAAGAAACAACAAAAAUGAGAAUGUAACAAAAAAGUCAUAAUAUUAGAAAAAUGUAAAAUUGCGUAAAACAUACUGAUAUUGUUGGAACCAUGCAUGAUUACAUAAAAAUUAAACAAACUGUUUAUAUAAUGAAAGAUGUUUAUCUUUUGCUUUCAUUUUUGUUCAGCUGAAUUGAUAUACAUUAUAAAAUAUUCUCUCUAUAUAUUUUAAUGUAACCUUAUCAGUUACUAGAUACACAUUGCUGUGCUAAUUCUCUUACCUAAGUAGUUACAUUAUUUCUUUAACACAAGCAUUGUCAGGUAAAAGGUCAUUUAUUACAUUUAAUAUUAAGCAGACAGUUCAAGAACAAACCAAGAACAAACAUAUAUAUAUAUAUGAAUCACAUAACAUUUAUGAAAGCACAAUUACAGUUGGACGAUGCAGUUGAGUACUGAAUUCAGUUGAGUACUGUAUAUAGUAAAGUUGUUGAGAUAUUUUUAAAAGUGAAAAUAAUAGGUCAGUUUAAAGGACUGUAUAUUCAUUUACUAUAGUAUUUAUUAAAAGGAGUAUUUCAAUUAAAAAUACAUGUGGUUGAAUCUUGAAAUGUUCAAAAUUGCUUUUGGGGAUCAAUUUCCACAACAAGUGGAAAUUGAUCCAUUGUUGUGAUGGUUAUUUUCAUGCACAAAAAUAUCAUCUAUCAUAUCUUAUCAAUAUCAUAUCAUUUAUCCAACACACAAACUAUCAAAUGAACUAUAGACAAGUGGAUGUAUGUAUUUGUAUUUUUUUUGUAAAUACUUAAACCUUAUAUACAGCUGAACCCAUCAUGUAACAAGGAUUUUUGUUUUUUUUUUUUUUGUUUUUAGAUUAAUAUAAGCAAGCCUACAUUUCUACAUGUUAUGUACUCCUUACAUUUUUGUAAAUAUUUAUAUUUUGUGCUGUAACAAGACUGUAGAAAUUACAGUUUGCUAUAACAAUAUACUUGCUGUCCCCUCAAAAUAACUUCUAAUAUGAAUAUUAGCCUCAUUAAUGUCUAAACUGAUGGUCAAAAAAAUGAAAAUGUCUGUUCUUACAUACAAAUAUAACUAAGUAAUUAACUAAGGCCUCCUUAACUCUUAGCCCUUAAAAUCUUUUUAAGGGCUAAGAUAUAAUAACCUUUUACUAUAGUUAUUAUAAUGACACUUCUCUAUAAUGCACAGUCUGCCCAGACCUGUGCACAUAUCGUGAGCAACCAAAAUAUUUAUAGUCUUGGCAGGAUGGCAGCGUGCCUGUUCAUUACUGUCCCUGAACAAAAGCCUAUUUUCUAGUAGCAUAGUUUUUAAAUUAGGUGAUAAUCUUUGAUGUAAUCCUUAUAUUGCUAGAAAAAUAUGCAAUAUUGGUUCAUUUUUAGGCUCCAUUUAUGCAGUUAAAAGUUGGAACCAAACAGCAUAUGGCUUUAUGCUUUA
Messenger RNA from Betta splendens (Siamese fighting fish), 6076 nucleotides. RefSeq names its product phospholipid phosphatase-related protein type 4-like. NCBI's taxonomy places the organism in Eukaryota, Metazoa, Chordata, Actinopteri, Anabantiformes, Osphronemidae. The transcript has 11 exons. Gene Ontology annotation, biological process: signal transduction; phospholipid metabolic process; axonogenesis. The record is from RefSeq and is a predicted model, not a curated record. Gene Ontology annotation, molecular function: phosphatidate phosphatase activity. The coding region runs from base 374 to 3223 and encodes 949 amino acids.